AUGUCUUUGGGAGUCGAGACCGAGCCAACUUACCCGAACGCUCUGCUCAAACGGCAUUGCUCUCAUUGCUCGCCAUACCCUCCAACGACAUCUCCCUCGAGAGUACUAACCUGUCCUUCAUCUUCUCAGGAUGUAUGGUCGGUGGGGGGACGAUCGCUUCCUCCUCCCCCUCCUCGGUCCUUGGUCUCUUUCUCCUCUUCGUCGUCCUCCUCCUUCCCUCACCCUCUUUAA
Molecule: messenger RNA, 231 nt
Organism: Prunus armeniaca (apricot)
Lineage: Eukaryota; Viridiplantae; Streptophyta; Magnoliopsida; Rosales; Rosaceae
Source: the annotation of a GenBank genome assembly